CUUAUUAAAUAGGUGUUGUUGUGUGUAUGUCUAAUUUGGAUGACAACCACUGUGAAGCUGUAAAAAAGGACAUUCCUGCAAAACAUGCAACCCCUACAGUAGGACCAACAACUGCAUUGAGUGAUGCUGCAUUUUCAGGCGUGCACAGUUUAGCCCACCAGAGUUCAGAUAACCGAACGAGAAUGUCAGAUGUACAUGCUAUUACCCAGCCGGUCUCAAGUAGGCCAAAUGAACAAGAGGAUGAAGGUGAUAAUAUUAAUCACGAUGGCUGCUCCCCCAGUGCAGCCAAAGUGCCCAAGAAGGGCAUUCUGAAGAAUAAAGACACGUCUCGACACCACGCAGCCGAUGCACCCAUUAGGUUUGACGAGAUGAACAUUUUGCAGACACUGCAUCCACCGAAUAAAGACUAUGGCCACAUGAAGAUAGACGAACCCAAAACGCCAUUUGAAAGAGGAUCGAUUCCAGACGAUAACGAUGAUAAUGAAGGGGUGGUUGUUGACCCUAAGGAGCUUGCAGACAGACUGGCUUCAGUGAAAAGAAGACACUCGUCAGAAGAUAUGGCUACAGACAUACCACCAACAGAUGAAGACGAUGAAGAUGAAGAAUUAGACACACCAGAGAAAAAGGAACAGAAGAAGAAAUUCGAAGAUGCCAGGAAGAAACACUAUAACGAGUUCCAGCGAAUCCAGGAGGCCAGGAAACUCAUGCAACAAGAGGAAGAAGACGAUGAAGACGAGUGAAUAUUUUCGGAAACAGAUGACGAUGUACCCUGUCAAUUGAAGUGCCAUUAUGAUGCUGAUUAAUUCUACGACUGAAAGUGAAGAAAAUGAUAAAUGAUUUAGUUGUUGACUUGUGCUUUUAAUUUAAUCGCUUUGUUUUAA
Symsagittifera roscoffensis is the source of this 881-nucleotide messenger RNA. RefSeq names its product protein phosphatase inhibitor 2-like. NCBI's taxonomy places the organism in Eukaryota, Metazoa, Xenacoelomorpha, Acoela, Convolutidae. The transcript has 7 exons. The coding region runs from base 27 to 740 and encodes 237 amino acids. Gene Ontology annotation, biological process: regulation of signal transduction. Gene Ontology annotation, molecular function: protein phosphatase inhibitor activity. The record is from RefSeq and is a predicted model, not a curated record.